Messenger RNA from Penaeus vannamei (Pacific white shrimp), 1728 nucleotides. RefSeq lists its product as uncharacterized. The record is from RefSeq and is a predicted model, not a curated record. Lineage: Eukaryota; Metazoa; Arthropoda; Malacostraca; Decapoda; Penaeidae.
CCUGCCCACUCCGCCAGACCACCGACAGGCCACUGGGGAGGAAACACCAACGGACAAGUAACAGGAUCGAGGCCGCAGGGAAGAUGGCGCCGAAAAUAAGCAUCAUGGCGUUGUAUCUCCUUUUAUUUGUGCUGGCUGCUGUGGAUGCAAAGCCUCCCGCCGAUGAUACGAAGCAGCCAGUGACAGGGCGGGUGGCUCCUGCAGAAAUUUCUGAAGGCCUCCAGGAAAUCGACAACCACGGCCGGAUCACCGUGCCAGAGGGCCAGUCGCUGCCCCCACACCCAGCAGUAGGGCCAGGCCACAACGCUCCACCUAAUAGUAUUGACGAUGGCGGCAGCGGCCCUGUGCACUACAGCCACAACACCCACAACACCCACACACAACACCCGGACACAGUAUUCCGGUCCCGCCAGCUCUCUGCCGCACACUGGCUACCUCGCCAAUCCCAGGAGGCGAAUUGAGGACACACACGUGGACUGUCUGAAAACGCACAUGCUUGUUACCUUCAAGUUUUCUGUGCCUUUCCACGGGUACAUCUAUCCACACAACAAUUUUGAAAAGUGUCUUCUCUUCGCUGGCCACAAUUCCUGGAAGGCGGAAAUUCUGCUCAAGCAUGGGACUUGUGGAGACCAGGAACACACCAUUAUCUAUCACGGACGCACCUUUACAGACCCUAUCAUUGACCACCGCCUCGUCAUUCAGUGGGACCGAGACAUAAUAGGAGAGGAUGAUACCAGCGUGAUCGUGAGAUGUGAAAGACCAGACGAUUACAACAAGACGGUUGAAUGGAAUCUGGGAUUGCGCGAUCUGCAGUCGUCCUUUCACACCAGCACACAUCCGGGCCCCAAAAUGUGGAUGGAGAUCCAGCGCGGGGAGGGCCCCCAGGCGCCGCCGCUGAACGACGAGUCCGUGUAUGUGGGCGACGUGCUGACGCUCAUCUUCACCCUCUCCGACAACGUCUACUGGUUUGACUCCAACAUCCUCACCUGUUACGCCGUCGAUGGAGGGGAGAAAAAGAGCCGUAUAGAGUGGGACACGAGCGACCAUAAGGACGUGUCUGCCGCGGCCAGAGUAUUCAGUGGAGAAGCCACUGUGAUCGAGAAUGGGUGUUCGGUAAAGCCCAAAAUAUUUUCGCAUUUCUACAAAGAGAAGCACAAUUCGCCAAAUGGAGAUAUGGUUACAUUGCACUAUGCACACUUCAAGGCUUUCAGAUUCCCAACCUCCAUGAAGAUUGUCAUUCAGUGCGAUGUCCAAGUCUGUUACAAGGCAUGCGAGGAGACGCCGCCUUGCAGCGAGGCCUUCAACCCCCGUGUUUCGCCGGAAGAGCACAGGCGGCGACGUCGAGCGGUCGAGAAGGACGCUAAUGCCAACACCGAAGGCGCCGUCGAGCUGGACAGAGUGAAUCUCUACCGCAGCAUAGAGGUGUACAUGCCCGACGAAUCAGGCGCGGAGACCAUUAGACUUACGGCUCCUGUAAACCAAAAUUCCAGCAACUGCUACACAGCCUCUACAUUCUUUGGAACUGUGAUGGCGUUAAUGUGUAUCAUAAUCAUCCUAGUUCUUGUGCUUUUGUUCAUCUAUAUGAAAGUGAAAAUAGUCCAACCGUCUUUCUUCUCGCCAAAUAAGACGAAGGGAUAAGAAAAGGUUUUGCUUUAUUUUCUAGCUGACCAUUUGUUUAGCUGGUGGAUUUGUAUUUAUAAUGCGAUUUUAAUAAAUUCAUUUUACAAA